Molecule: messenger RNA, 681 nt
Organism: Cetraspora pellucida
Lineage: Eukaryota; Fungi; Glomeromycota; Glomeromycetes; Diversisporales; Gigasporaceae
Source: the annotation of a GenBank genome assembly
AUGAAUUUGGCACUAAGUUGCAAGCGAUGGUCUUUGGUAUGGAAAGAUUCUCAAGUGAAAGCAGAAUGGAUUAUUUUCAAAUAUGGAAGAGCACACUGUCUUUUUCACUCUAUAAGAUUAGGCCCCAAGUUUAUCUCUGUUGAAGUUGCUCAUGCUAUUAUUACUAAAGGUGGAAUUCUUUCAAGAUAUUUUGCGCAGCGUCUUCUCAUUCAUUACGGAGAAUAUGAUCAGAAGCUUAUCGAAUUAAAGGCCUCCCAUAAUAUAGGACAAAGCGAUCUGGAAAAAAUACAAACCAAUACUCCCUGGGCUAAUAACUUACCGAUUACUGUUUCUUUUCUAAUUCUUUUCCCACCUGCACAACCUCAUGGAUGGACUAAACCUGAAGUUAAAGCUGUUAAAGAACGACUUUUAGAAUUAAUUGAUUUGGGAUUCAAAUUAAAUUAUGACAUUAUCAUCGAAAUUUUUCAUCUUUUCGAACGUCGAUUAGAUGAAAUUGGAAAAAUCUUAAUAGAUUCUUUUAAAGAAAUUAAACAAGAAACACAAGAAAAUUUUUUACAUAGAUGUUUAAGUGAAACACAAAAUCCAAAUAUUACAAAUUUUCUUCAUAAAUAUCUACAAAAUAAUUCCGAAUUGAAUGUCAAAAAACAUCAAAUAAUUAUCAAGAGUUUGAGGUAUCUAUAG